CCCGAGAGCGGGCGGGCGGCUCGACUCGGCCGUCCGGACUAAGUUGACCGCCGUGUUGUGCCCGCCUCUCACUUUUCCGCCUCAGCCUGCGGCAUGGCCGAGGAGCUGCUCUCUUUCCGGGCCUUCCAGAGCAGCUGCCCUGCCGGCUAUGGCUACGGAGGCGAGCUGCGCGGCCUCCGGGAGCGCGAGUUCCCACGGCUCCGAGGGAUGACUUACCUUGACCAUGCAGGUUCCACACUUUUCCCUGAAAGUCUACUUACAGCUUUUACAGAUGACCUCAGAAACAAUGUUUAUAGCAACCCUCAUAGUCAGAAUAUCAGCAGCAAACUGACAUACGACACAAUUGAGCAUGUCCGAUACAGAAUAUUACAACAUUUUAACACUACAUCUGAAGAUUAUACUGUCAUUUUCACAUCUGGAUGCACGGCUGCACUUAAACUGGUAGCAGAAGUAUUCCCGUGGGUACCUGAGGGCACAGAGCAACCGAGUAGUCGAUUCUGUUACCUCACUGACAGCCACACAUCUGUGGUGGGUAUGAGAGGCAUAACUGCCUCAAUGAAUGUAUUAUCUGUUCCAGUAAAACCAAAGGAUAAGAUGUUAUUGGAGAAAGACUGGUUAUCAGCUGAAGAACAAAACUGCACAACACCUCAUCUUUUCUCUUAUCCAGCUCAGAGCAAUUUUUCUGGUACCAAAUAUCCCCUUUCAUGGAUACAAGACAUAAAAUCUGGAAAAUUCUGCCCUGUCAAAAUACCAGGGAAGUGGUUUGUUCUAUUAGAUGCAGCCUCAUACGUGAGCAGCUCUCCAUUAGACUUGGGAGUUCACCAAGCUGACUUUAUCCCCAUCUCAUUCUAUAAAAUCUUUGGAUUCCCUACUGGCUUAGGAGCAUUACUGGUAAACAACCGGAUUGCCCCCCUCUUGAGGAAAACCUAUUUUGGAGGUGGAACUGCUGCUGCCUACCUUGCAGGAGAAGACUUUUACUUCCCAAAGAAGUCUAUAGCAGAAAGGUUUGAAGACGGCACAGUCUCUUUUCUUGAUAUCAUUGCUUUGAAACAUGGAUUUGAUGUUCUGGAAAAACUCACAGGUGGAAUGGAGAAAAUAAAACAGCAUACGUUUGCAUUAGCUCACUACACCUAUACUGUGCUGUCUACCCUAAAAUAUGCCAACGGGGCACCUGUAGUACGUCUUUACAGUGACACAGAUUUCAGCAGUCCAGAUGUCCAAGGUCCAAUCAUUAAUUUCAAUGUGCUCGAUGAAAGUGGAGAAGUGAUCGGCUUUUCACAGGUGGAAAAGAUGGCCAGCCUCUGCAACAUACAUGUCCGCACAGGUUGCUUCUGUAACACAGGAGCCUGCCAGAUGCAUUUGGGUAUAAGCGAUGAGGACAUCCAAAAGAACCUGCAGGCUGGCCAUGUCUGUGGAGAUGAUAUUGACCUAAUUGAUGGACGUCCCACUGGUUCUGUGAGAAUAUCCUUUGGUUACAUGUCUUCUUUUGAAGAUGCACAGGCAUUUUUGAAAUUCAUCAUAGCCACAAGGUUCUCUAAGUCAGACACUGAGAUUCCCUUUCAAUCCUCUGCUACGCAGCUGACAACAGAACCUGCCCCAGAUGACCACUCUUACUUUAACAGCGUCAAUAAAUUGUCUGCAAGAACGCAUAUUGCAGAUAGAGAACAUAGGAAUAAUCCAUCUGGAACAGAGAGGACUGUCGGUUGGCAGUCACCGGAGUCUCAGUCGGAAAGCAUAAGGGAAGCUCUUUCUGAGGUUGCUGUGCCAAAGAUUAAAAGGGGUGGCAAGCCCAUUACUGUCAUCAAUAUUUACCUGUAUCCAAUCAAAUCUUGCUCUGCAUUUGAGGUUACAGAAUGGCCGGUAGGAAAUCAAGGUUUGCUGUAUGACCGUAAUUGGAUGGUUGUAAAUCAAAAUGGAGUGUGCAUAACUCAGAAGCAGGAGCCAAAGUUGUGUCUUAUAAAUCCCUCAAUUAGUCUGAAGCAAAAGAUUAUGGUCAUUCAGGCAGAAGGCAUGGAUCCAAUAUCUGUAUCACUAGAAGAAAAUAUUGGAAAAGAGGCUGUGAUCUGUGAGAGUAAAGUCUGUUCACACAGGGUGAAAACAUAUGACUGUGGAGAAAGAACUGCUGCCUGGUUCUCUACAUUUCUUGGUCGUCCGUGUCGCUUGAUAAGACAAAGUCCAGAUGGGAAAAAUGACGCGCAACACAAAAAUACAAGAGGUCUGACAUGUGCUACAAGCAUCUCGCUCUCUCUUGUGAAUGAAGCUCAAUACCUCCUGAUAAAUGCAGCCAGCAUUCUGCAGCUGAAAGAACAUGUUGCUCCAAGAUUGAAAGAGCCAUUGGAAAUAGAGGAAUUAAUCCGACGUUUCCGUGCCAACAUUGUCAUCAGUGCACCAGAAUCCUUUGAAGAAGAAGAGUGGGCUGAGAUCUCAAUAGGUUCUCUGGGAUUCCAGGUUGUGGGUCCAUGUACCAGAUGUCAAGUAAUCUGCAUUGAUCAACAGUCUGGGGAACGAAACAAAGAAUUUCUGCAGUCUCUGUCUGCUGCCAGGGGUAAAAAGACAAACUUUGGCAUAUACCUGAUGAACCAGCCCUUGCGCUCAUCCCUUCCAGGUAUUUUAUCAGUUGGAUCUGAAGUACUUCCAAUAUUGAAGGAGAGUACAGAAAUUCAACACCCGACAUUCAGUGAAGAAAAAUGUUCAGGAUAGAUUUCUUGGCGGAGAAGAGAUGCAACUUAAAAAACAAGUCACUAGUCAGUAAUUUGAAAA
Lagopus leucura (white-tailed ptarmigan) is the source of this 2760-nucleotide messenger RNA. It is a transcript of the gene MOCOS, whose product is annotated as molybdenum cofactor sulfurase. The transcript has 15 exons. Gene Ontology annotation, molecular function: molybdenum cofactor sulfurtransferase activity; molybdenum ion binding; pyridoxal phosphate binding. The record is from RefSeq and is a predicted model, not a curated record. Lineage: Eukaryota; Metazoa; Chordata; Aves; Galliformes; Phasianidae. Gene Ontology annotation, biological process: Mo-molybdopterin cofactor biosynthetic process. The coding region runs from base 94 to 2700 and encodes 868 amino acids.